ACUGACAUUUCACCCUUCUAUAUUUAUUUAUACUUUUUGGCUAUAAUCACAAAACAAGUUUUAGUUAUUUAAAUUAAUGAAUUGAGUGGUUGAGGUCUACUUACCUCUGGCAGGGAUGUGGGGGGGUGUGGUGCUGCUGGUGGCUGUGGUGGUGGAGCCCUGCAACUUGGAGUACAACGACUAUUACCACCAGGACGCGGACGAGAAUCCUGGACGUGACCUGUAUGAUUUCUAUGGUGAGGUGCACACGGUGGCGACGAUGAUGAUGGAUUCCACCCUCAACCGAUCGUUCACGAGGAUCAGAAGAUUCGGAGAGGAGAGCUCCAGCUUCAGUACUCACGCAGAUAUGAGAUACAUUAAAGGUGCGUUGAAGGAGAUCCUCGCUGGCCACGACAUAGAGAGCGUUGCCGAGGAUCCGGCAGACGUAAUAGACCUGGAUGAGAGCGUGGACGACCUGUCCACCACCACGAUAUUCAGGCUGACCCCCACUCGAUCCGCACACACGUACACAAACACUGCGCUGGAUGGAAGAAGACAGGGAGGAAAUGCGACAGGAUCAGCGGCAUCGCCAGCUGGGGUAUUAAUGACCGGCUAG
Molecule: messenger RNA, 595 nt
Organism: Spodoptera frugiperda (fall armyworm)
Lineage: Eukaryota; Metazoa; Arthropoda; Insecta; Lepidoptera; Noctuidae
Exons: 7
Coding region: 116-595 (159 amino acids)
Source: RefSeq, a predicted model, not a curated record